AGCUAAAGUUUUGCAAAACGCCAUACUUCCCUAACACAGCCAAACACUUCGACAACACGAGAAGGCCCUCAACCCUGUGUGUUAUUAUUCGGGCUGCCGUCCGGAGCUAAGAUGGCGUCCGUUGAUGUGUAUUGUGUGUGCGGCCAGCCCUACGACCCAAACCAGUUUAUGAUACAGUGCGAUGUCUGCAAAGAUUGGUUUCACGGAAGUUGCGUGGACGUUAAAGAGCACGAUGCGGGCGACAUCAUCAAGUACCACUGCCCCCAAUGCCAGCUUUCUUUCGGACCAUCUGUUUGGAAGCAGAGGACAAACUGGCACCGCCACGAUUAUUCUGACCCACAUGCCAGCAACAAGGCGGUGCAAACAGGUACUCACGUUUUCAUGAAGGAACUGAAGUCGAGGCACUUUGAGAGUGCGGAGAGCAUAGUGACUCGACUCAACGGUGACCAGUUCAAUCUCCAGUACCUGUUGCACAGUGGCUUCACCAAUCCCGUUUUGGUGACCAGAAAAGAUGGCCUUGGGCUGGUGAUGCCCCCUGAAGACCUCACCGUCAGUGAUGUCAUGGACUACAUUGGACCGGAUUUCAUGCUGGACGUGAUCGACGUGAGGAAGCAGGAAGACCUCAAGAUGACCAUGUCCGAGUGGGUGGAGUACUUCAACAGCUACGAUCGGACCAAGGUCUUCAACGUCAUCAGCCUCGAGUUUUCCGACACGCGGCUGUCGGAUUUUGUAAGGCCCCCAUCGCUGGUGCAGCGCAUCAGCUGGGUGGAGAACUGCUGGCCGUCGCACGUACCCAACAUCGGCCCCCACCAGCGGCCCGCCGUCAUGAAGUACUGCCUCAUGAGCACCGAGAACAGCUACACGGACUUCCACGUAGACUUUGGCGGCUCCUCCGUCUGGUACCACAUCCUCAGGGGUGAGAAGAUCUUCUACCUGAUUCGUCCGAGCCCAGCCAACAUGAGCCUGUACGAGCACUGGAUGGCCUCCGCCAAUCAGAGCGAGACGUUCUUCGGGGACCAGGUGGACGCCUGUUACCGGCUCUCUCUGGUGGCCGGACAGACCCUCUUCAUCCCCACGGGCUGGAUCCACGCCGUGUACACCUCCACAGACUCCAUGGUCUUUGGGGGAAACUUUCUGCACAGCUUCAACAUCGGGCUGCAGCUACAGGUCUAUGACCUAGAGAAGCGGAUCGAUGCGCCACACAAAUAUAAGUUUCCUUCCUUCGAGACGGCUCACUGGUUUGCAGCAUCUUACGUCAUUGAGCAGCUCAGAAGUGCGACCGCGUCGGAAUUUGAGCCGCCAUCGUUCCUGGUGGUCGGUGCCAAGGCCUUGCUCACUGCCCUUAAGAACUGGACCCAAGAGCCGGAUUGCAAGUUGGACACCAUUCCCAGCGGCAUCAACGUGCCCAAGCUGCUCAAAGACCUUGCAAAGGAGGUCAGGGCUGCAGAGAAGAAACUGAGCGUCAAGACCAAGGCAGAGAAGGCGUCCAAGAAGGGCAAGCCGAGCCCUUCCAAAGCGGUCAAGACCGAGGUCCUGGAAAAUCUCACCCCAGGAGCCGGAUCCAUUGGGCUCAACCUCAAGGUCAAACUGCCCGUCAAGGCCACGGGCGGCGCCAAGUUCUCAGGAGGACUUAAGGGCCGGGGCUCCAAGAAAGGCCAGGGCGUCAAGCAGGAGAAGAAGACUGUGGCGCCCCUCCAGAAGGAGUCGGUGUACGACUUCAACGACUCGGACGACGACGGGCUCGUGGUAGACGAGAACCCGCCCGUGCAGUCCCGCCGGUCGUACCAGCGGGCUGUGGCAGUGCCGGCCACACCGGCCCUGCCGCCCAUCUCCACCUUCAGCAGCAACGCCUCCAUGGGUAACUUUGCGGCCGCGGCCGCCGCGGCAGCCGCUGCCGGGAGCACCUCCAUGGCGGCCGUGACGGACCACCACGACUCCAAGCAGGGGUCCCUCAAGCUGCGUCUGUCCUUCAAUGGAAAGUCGAUGCUGGAGAAAGCGACGCCAACGAAGGCGGCUCCGGCGGCCAAAACGAGCGUCAGCGAGGAGGCCUCCGAAAUCCCCAAGAACGGGACCAUCGACGAUCUCCUGUUGGCCUCCAGCAUCGCUCUCGACACAGACAGCACGAGGGUCAGCCUUGAAGAGGAGCUCGGGGGCGGGCGGGCAUCGCCGUCCACGCGGGACGCCAUCCAGGGGAUGCUGUCCAUGUCGAAGAGCGCCUUCACUUUCGGCACCUCGGACGGCCCGAUGGGGCCCACGGCACAGGAGCUGCUGGAGGGGGGACCCCUGAGCACGGGGCUGGCCCGCGUCAAGGGCAUGUGCCCCCAGAAGGGCUGCAGCCUUAGCCCUCGGCGGCCCGGCCCGGCCCCGGCCGGGGGCCGGCGGGGCCGGCAGAGGCGGCGGGAAGGGGACGAUGAGGACUUUGAGGAGUCCCUCAAGAAGUGCCACCAGGACGAGGAGUAUGUUUAUCCGGGGCUCGAGGCAUCGGACGACGAGCUGCAUGUCUUCAAACCCAGAGGGCGUUGGAAGCGGGACGAGGCCUGGAACCCCAAGGCCAAGCUGGUCCCCAACUGCCCCAAGCCGUCCAGGCCCAUCAGGGAGGGCACCAAGAAGGAGGCCGUCGAGACCAGCCUGGCCGAGGCGGCCGCCAAGCUGGCCGAAAAGCCCCCCCCCAAGCGGCCCUACCAUCGCAAGAAGGCCCAGCCCUCCAGGGCCAACAAGGACAAAGACCUCGAUGUGUUUGAUGCCGGGCCUUCAACCUCGUCUGCCUCCAGCAAGAAGUCUCCCUUGCCUCCCGAUGCCUUCAGGCUCAAAAAGCCGAAGAAAGGAUUUGCCACGGCCAAGCAGCGCCUGGGCAAGAUCCUCAAGAUCCACAAGAUGAUCUACUGAUGCCCGAAACUCCCCGCGCCAGGCAGAACUUUGGCGUCACGUGUACAUAGCCUCUGCCACGCCUUCACGACCAUUUUAAUUCACCGUCACGAAAAAAAAGGACUCCUUCCCCACACCGUUUUUCUUUCAUUGUCACCCGAGAGGGUUUUUAAAAAAAAAAAUAUAUAUAUACAUAUAUAUACUAUAUGUUAACAGAAAGACCCAUUUCUACACUUUCAAGUUGACAGGAAAUGGAGCGGUGUCGUUGCAUCAAAGCUAUUUCUUCCCUUGUCCCGGUAGCUAGCAAUGGGUCCUGCACCAAGCCUUACGUAGACUUUUUUUUUUAUUUCUUUCGUUUUUGAUACAUGCAUGGGAUCAAGGCUGUAAAGGUGUGCUUACGACGUGGUUUUGGAAGCUAGACUGUAAUGCAGUUGUCCUGCUAGUUGUACAUAGAGAACAAUGAGACAGUGCUACGCUGUAGAUAGCACUGUAUUCGCUGCUUGCAUUUUUCGUGUUGUGCCAGGUGUUGCUUUGAAGUGCAGUGUUCCCAGGGGCUUUCUUUUGCUCUUUCCACCUUUUUCGAAGGCCAACGGGAGUAGGGAAGAACUCGAUUCUGUCCGUCUAUCCCAGAACGGAGGGAGCCUUUCCUCCGUUAAAGACUGACGGCCAGACUCGAGAUUCUGCAAGGCAGAAGAUCCUCCUCACCAUGAGAGAGGAGGAAACAGGCAACGAUGGACAGGGUAGAAGGGGGGGAGAGGAGGAAGUGAGGGAAAAGUGGAAAGCGCGAACUGGUCGUCGGCCUUUAAGUGUGGAAUAGCCCCCUACUUCGCUGCCUUUGGGGGACGAGGAAGGGAGUAUGAGGCAAGGAAACAGGAGAUAGAUUUUCAGCCAGACUGAAAAAGGAGUUUAUAAAUUGGAUUUAAGCUUGCAGCUCUCAAGCUGGCAAUGCAUUUUUUUUUUUUUUUAUAAUUUAAGGAUUGACGUGUGUUUAAAGGUUUUGAUUGGUGCCUUACAAAAACAUUUGAAUUCUCAAUUUACUUGUGCUUCGUGCGUCUGCUGCAAAACUUUGUGGGAUAAAAUGACAACUUGUCAUCCUGACAUUUUGUCUACAAUCAAAGGAGUUUGGAAGAGUGGUUACUUUGGAAUGGGGGUUUCUCCUGUGGUAGACUCUACGUCAUGUUUGGUUCUUCCCUUCCCUUGGGUACCGCCCCAGGGAAUCUAGGUAAACAAACAAGGUUAAGCAUGAGGGGGCUUUUUUAGUAAUAUGAGGCCAGCUUUUGCAUUGGUUUUCUUGCAAUAAAUUUUGUGCAAGUCCCAAGCUUUUGCCUUGCCUACUGCAAAAUUUAUUAACUGCGAGUAAAACACCGAUUUAAUGGUGCUGAAAUCGCAGAUAGAACUUUCUUCAAUGGGACACAAUAUGCAACUUCUGAAGCAAUGCCUGUAAGAACACCUUAUCCCCCAUUUUAAGGUAUGAAGUGUAUGCAUUAUUGCCUAUUUCUUUUUUUUUUUUUUUUUUAGAUGUACAAGGUAGUGCAUGCCAGAUUGUAAUGGAUUGUGAUGUAAAUUCUGAUGGGGCAGAUUGACCUUACUAUGUUCAACAAGUGCUCCAAUUUUUUUUAAAGUUGUUUUUGUGCUUUUCAUGGACAUCAUCGUAUAAAUACUAAGCAACAAAUGCAUUUUUGUGUUUAGCAACUUGAAAUGCCUCGGCUUAUUUUCAUCUACAGACAUUCAGUCGAUAAAUGUAUGUAAAAAAAAAGGAGUAAAACCAACCUUAUUCUAUCAGAGUCUGCAAUUAUUAUGCCGAAAUAGUGCAUUGUUUUACAUGCACUUUAAUUUUAAUUUACGGCUGUAAAUAGUGCUGUACAUAGGGUGUCUUUUAAAAUAAACACUCGCUUACAAUCCUGCA
Ixodes scapularis (black-legged tick) is the source of this 4771-nucleotide messenger RNA. Its product is annotated as histone lysine demethylase PHF8. Bases 112 to 2886 code for a protein of 924 amino acids. The transcript is spliced from 19 exons. Gene Ontology annotation, biological process: protein demethylation; regulation of transcription by RNA polymerase II. The record is from RefSeq and is a predicted model, not a curated record. Lineage: Eukaryota; Metazoa; Arthropoda; Arachnida; Ixodida; Ixodidae. Gene Ontology annotation, molecular function: histone demethylase activity; transcription coregulator activity.